Molecule: messenger RNA, 3725 nt
Organism: Astyanax mexicanus (Mexican tetra)
Lineage: Eukaryota; Metazoa; Chordata; Actinopteri; Characiformes; Acestrorhamphidae
Gene: lima1a
Product: LIM domain and actin binding 1a
Exons: 11
Coding region: 232-2289 (685 amino acids)
Biological process (GO): actin filament bundle assembly
Cellular component (GO): plasma membrane; actin cytoskeleton
Molecular function (GO): actin filament binding
Source: RefSeq, a predicted model, not a curated record
ACACACACUCAGACUCAAACAAUGUGUAAAAGCUAAAAGCUGAAGCUCAGACUGAGCAGAGCUGGGUGGAGAACAGCAGCAGCAGCAGAAGAAGAAGAGAAGAAACCUACAAUCAACUAAUAAUCCUCUAAACUAAAAAACUAAAACUUCACUACAACAAGAAGAAGAAAAAGAUUAAAACUGCCUUUUCUGUCUGCUCACUGCACUCCUUCUCCAAGCCAAAAAACAAAGAUGGCCGUCAGCUCGUUUGACCGAAGACAGUGGGGGUCCCAGUCCCUGCGGGUCACGGCUAAAGAACUGUCCAUUGUGGGAACGAGGGGUAAAAGCACGGCUCUGGCUGAACGCUUCUCAAAAUACCAGAAGGCAGCGGAGGAGAUUAACUCAGAGAAGAAAAAACCUGUGGAGAGUUCAGCUCCGGCCCUGAGAGCCGGUAAUCUCAGCGUCCUGAAGAAGAGGUGGGAGACCCAGCAGCCUCUCGCCCACAGCUCUUCAUCAACACCAGCUGAAGUUCUCUCCACAGAGCCGAGGAGGAGAUCUGCAGGCUUAGCUGAUAAAUAUCUCUCAUUAACUGCAAAACCAGCAGAAAUCCCAGACGAGCAGGUUAAUCAGGAGCACCUGCAGAGCAGCAGGAGGGCAGUUAUGGAGAAGUGGGUGCAGAGAGAUGCUGAGAGCCCUGAUGCAGCAGAAGAGACCAACACUGAAACUGAGAGACCCAACGUCCCUCUCAGCAACCUGAAAAUGAUGUUUGAGAACAAGGUUUCUGGGGAACCAAUGAAAACAGGAGGAAGUGACAUGGAGCUCGGAGACAAAGUGUUCGGGGGGGAUCAGACGGUGGAGACGACUCCCCUCAGGGACAGAAUGGCUCUUUAUCAGGCUGCAGUGUCUAAACUGGACUCUCCGUGCACCACCCCCAGUGAGCUGGAUAUGGAGGUGUGCAGCUCCAGUGUGAAGCAGAAGGAGAACGUCCCUCCGGCCGUACGAGACGCGAUCUCAAACUCUGAACCCAGCAGCAGGAAAGGAUCAUCUACAGACAGCAACGGCUCUGCUGUGCCAAAUUCAGUUCCUGAUCAGGGUGCAGGUAAAGCUUUUAAGAAGUUUCGUUUACCUGUGCGGGAGAGCUGUGUGAUGUGCCUGAAGACCGUCUACCCUUUAGAGAGACUAGUAGCCAAUCAGCAGAUCUACCACAACACCUGCUUCCGCUGUGCUCACUGCAACACCAAGCUGAGCCUGGUCAACUACGCCUCUCUGCACAGCACCGUCUACUGCAAGCCCCACUUCUGCCAGCUCUUCAAAGCUAAAGGCAACUACGACGAGGGCUUCGGCCACAGGCCUCAUAAAGAGCUGUGGGAGACGCGAGGAGACGAGCUGGAGGACAGCGUGAGGAUGGAGGACGUCCCCAAAGACAGCACCACCACCACCACCAGUCCCACGGUGGAGGAGUCUCCCCUGGAGAAGGUGAACGUCCUCGCCGCCACGCUGGAGACGAGAGCGCAGUCGGCGUCGGAGCGAGCCGAGAGACAGGUGGAGACCGGCCGGCUGAAGAUCUCCUGGCCUCCUAAGACGGAUGAACUCGAUGAUGGAGACGCUCUGAAGGCCUCAGUUGAGGACGGCGUUCGCCCCAUUCGCCCAAAGUGGCCACCAGAGGGCGACGCCUCCCCAGUCAGCCCUGAGAAAGCAGAGAUGUCCAGCAUCUGCAGAAGCUCCUCCCUCAAAGAGCGGAGUCGUCCGUUCUCCGUCACCAACUCUACAGCGGCGCUGGACGAUCAGCCCUGUGAGACACUUCCUGUCCAACCACCCUGUUCAACGGUGGAGGAGGACAACGUCUCUGAUGAGGACAUUGAGACAAUGUCCCCCACACGAGCGACUGUGGACACGCCUCUGAGGAGUAGUGAGGAGAUUAUGAUGGACGACAGUCCCUCACAGGAAGAGGAAGAGGAACUGGAAGAGGAACUGAGAAAGGAAGAGGUUGACGAAGACGAUGAUGAAAAUAUGGAUGGAGAUCAAAAACAAGAAGAAGAACAAGAAGAAGAAGAUGACAAAGAAGAUGGCCGACAGGAAGAGGAAGAACCAACCUCUCUAACGUGUCAGAGCACCUCCCUAGAUAUCACACCCCCUUCCUCACCUCUCAGCGAAUCAGAGCAAGGCUCCGGAUCCGAACUGGAGCAGAAGAAGUCCUCUCAGGACGUGGGAUACUGGGAAGGAGAGGAAGACCAGGGAGAGCAGGGGGACGAAUCGGUGGAGGAGCUGAUCCGGAGGAACAGACACUACGAGGACGAGGACGAAGACUGAUCGCUAAUCGUCAAACUAAUCAUCAAACUGAUUGUCUCGUCCAAUAAAAAACAAGAAGAAGAGUGAAACCAAACCUGUCUGUUAAAAUCCAUUGAAGAGAAAGGGCUCAACAUUUAUCAGUUUUAAAAUUUUUCUAAUUUGUCUUAUUUUUCCAUUUUCUUCCUGUUCAAACUGUCUUCAAACCUGUCUAUUGUUAGUCUGGUGUCGCUUCAUUGGUCUGGUUUUAUUCCAGACAAGCAGAAACUCAUGAAAUUCAAUGUUGAAAAGGUGGAGAAGGUUUAACACCCCUGGUUUAAAGGAUUCGCUCUAAAAAAUAAGCAUUUCUAAACACAUUCUUCUCUAAAAUCCAAACUUUCAAACCUUCAGACGAGGUAUUCAGCCUUCAAAGCCUGAUAUUUUAGUUUUGCAUUGAACCUACAAGUCCAAUGUAUUGCUAAGAUUCGGAAGUUUAUUCUCUAUCGACGUUUGAAAUAGAGAGAAAAUGUGGGAAAAAAAAUUGGAUUGAGGUUGUAUCUGAUUUUUCACUAAAAUAAUCAGUUUUAGCCUUUUUUUAAAGCUUUUUUUAAGUCCUACAUAUCCUGUGGGUCUUCAGUAUGCCUCUCUCUCUCGCAUGCUGUGCAAUUUUUAGGCUCUUUUGUCCUGAGCUUUUAUUUUUGUGCCUGAAUUUAACCGAAUGCAAAAUCAAAAAACACAGAAAAACAAAACUCCUGAUGAUAAUUUCUCUCUCUGUAAUCAACAAUAAUCAACCAGCACAUGAAAUAGGUGGACAAGCCUGGUUUCUAUAAAAAAAAAACACUGAUGCAUUUGGUACUUUUAUUUUAUUUAUAUAUGUAUGUUUCUGUGUGUGUUUGUUUGUCUUCUACUUUCACGUCAUUCCAAUUUUUCAGAUUUUAUAGUGUUUGUAGUCUAAAAUUUCAUAUUUCCUUUGGGAAAUAUGAUUUUUAUCAUAUUUCAGAUUAGAUUUUAGGUCAGAAGUGUCCAACCAUAACAGCGAAAAGUUAUUAUUAUUUUUUUUAUUCUAGUCAAUGAAAAGCUGCUGAUUGUUUAGAAUAAAAACCUGCAGUUUUAGAGGUCCUGAACAUUUCCUCCAUAUAAAAAAAUAAAUAAAAGCAUUAGAUCUAUAGUAACAGUUCUUCUGUCUGAAAAAGUUGAGUUGUCAAUACUGUUUUUUUAUGUUCUUUUGUUUCUUAUCAGAAUCUGCUAUUGUGUUAAACUGCUGCAUGUGCCGGGGGGUUGAUUUCUUUUGCACAGUAUGCUUGAUUGAGUGAUUGGAAGGGAGAAAUGAAUUUGUUCAGCACAGUGCAUAGAAAUAUUGUUCUUUAAUGCAAUACUUUGUGCAUCAUGAGAAGUUUCUCCUUAUAGAAUUGACUAAAAUCUGACUUUUUAUCAGUGGACCAAAUUUGCUGCAACACUGUUUAAUAAAUAUUUAACUUAAA